CCUUUUCCUGAAGGUCUUUACAAGGUGCUUUUCAGCUGCCUGCUACACGGUGCCUCCAAAAUGUUGAAGGCAGUUAAUUCAUUACUCUGGGUCUAUUUUGACCCAGUUUAUUUGGUGUAGUUUUCACAAUAUUGUGGUUGACAACUUGUAACUGAUAUACUUUGUUAUACAUUUUAGUAAUUUGCAGCUGCUUUUUUUAUUUUGAAUCAUGUUUCUAUGAGGAUGUGAUCUUUGUCCCCACAGCCCCGCCGGUGCUGUGCAGAAGUGAGGGUCUGAGGCGGUGCUGUGCUCAGCGCUCCCUGCGUCUUUGCUGCCGCUGAUCUCUGUUGCAGUGGAGGCUGCAAGGCAGGGCACCAGCAGGAACAGACUGUCUGUGGUGUGAGGAUUAGGGGUGAUCACGAGAGCCUCCUCACCACCACCACCACCACCACCACCUUGCUGCUGGCAUCUCCAGCCAUAAAGGAAAGGAAAAGUUUGAGUGCAAGAAGACUUGAGAGUGAGAGCAGGUCCACUAGACACAGCCUUGCACACACUGGUGAAGGAAACCAUGAGUGCCAAGAGUGUGGGAAAAGACUCCCUGGGAAGGGUGACCUCACCAACUACACCCACACACUCUGGAGGAAGACCUCAUGAAUGCUGUGAGUGUGGCAAAAAGUUCAGUAGAAAGAGGGACCUCAACACACACACCCUGAUACACACUGGUGAAAGACCUCAUGAAUGCCGUGAGUGUGGGAAAACGUUCAAUCAGAGGAGUAACCUCAUCAGACACACCCUUACACACACCUGUGAAAGACCUCAUGAAUGCCAUGAGUGUGGCAAAAAGUUCAGUAGGAAGUGUGACCUCAAGAAACACACCCUUACACACACUGGAGAAAGACCUCAUGAAUGCCGUGAGUGUGACAAAACGUUCAGCAGUAAGAGUGACCUCAAGAAACACACCCUUACACACACUGGUGAAAGACCUCAUGAAUGCUGUGAGUGUGGCAAAAAGUUCAAUCAGAGGAGUAACCUCAACACACACACCCUUACACACACUGGUGAAAGACCUCAUGAAUGCCGUGAGUGUGGCAAAAAGUUCAGUAGGAAGUGUGACCUCAAGAAACACACCCUUACACACACUGGAGAAAGACCUCAUGAAUGCCGUGAGUGUGGCAAAACGUUCAAUCAGAAGGGUAACCUCAAGAAACACACCCUUACACACACUGGUGAAAGACCUCAUGAAUGCCAAGAGUGUGGCAAGAGGUUCAUUUCUAUGUCUGUGUUGAACAAGCACAUCUUCAGACACUCUGGCCUGAGAGAGUUCAAGUGUGAUGUUUGUAAGAAGCAUUUCAAGACCAAGCAGGAUAUUGCUCGGCACAUGAAGAUCCACUUCCCCUGAGGUGUUGUGUUGUGCUGCUGUAAGUGUUAUGCACGGAACUUUCCAUAUGACUCAAGAAUCACGUGACAGUACAAUUCUGUAUAGCUUGCACUUCUCUCUGCCAGCAGUGGUCAGUUACAGGCUGGCAGCCGCGACAUCCACACGUUUGUCACUCGUCUCGUCCGCGGCUUGUAUACACCGUUCGUGUUGUGCUUCACAGAUAAAUAUAUUGUGGACUAAAAACAUGGACCUUUUCAUAAACUCAACCAAAGUAAUAUAUGUGGUGGGGGGCAGCAUUUGGUAGCCCAUCCUGGUUCUGCUGACAGGCCUGACCAAACAGCUGUUUUCCUCGAUGCAUCUGCCUAAGGUAAGCCUGCCGCCCAUGGCAGGUUUACCUUGGGCAGAUGCAUAGGGAGGAAUUACACAGCUCAGGGCUGGACGCUGCGGAACACCUGGCCUCUGGCCUUGCCGUCAUUUCUUAAUGGGGCACAGGGAACUUGGUGACCUUCAGUGCCUCAAAAACUCAAUUUCUCCAGACAUCUUUCCCCUGUUCUUCGACAACACUCAGCCGUCCCCAUCACCCCGGGACGCAGGGCCAGUGUGUCACCAGGGUUACCCCAGCGUGCCUUUCCCAGGUGUCCCCAGGUACCCAUUUAUCGACCAGCCCGAAAGGAAGGAUGAACAGCUGGGUGGACUGCACGCCGACUGCCCGGGCCGGGGUUCAAACCCAGACCACGCUAACCACUGCACCACGGACACGUAAUGAUGGAACUCAUUGCUUAUAAUAUACCGGAGAGAGAGAGAGAGAGAGAGAGAGAGUAUAUUUGUCUGUGUUUCUCUCAUUUUUUUCAUGGUUCCCUUCUUUUCUUCAGUUACUCUUUUCCUAUCUUUAUCUCACACUGUUUUGUUUCAUGUGUUAUUUCUCUAAUUUGUUUAUUAAUCUCUCCAUCUUCAUCUCUUUACUUUCUCUUUGAAGCUUGCCAUCUCAUUCUUUCUUUCAUUUGAUUCUCUCUCUCUCUCUCUCUCUCUCUCUCUCUCUCUCUCCAACAUUCUCUCAUUCUCUCUGACAUUCUUUUUCUCACAUUCUCUCAAUCUCAUUCUCAUUCUCUCUCAGUCUCUCUGUUUCUCAUUCUCAUUAUCAUUCUCCCUCAUUUCAUUCUCCCUCAUUUUCAUUUCCUCUUAAUCUCAUUCUUAUUCCCUCUCUCCCAUUCUGCUAUUUCCAUUCCCUCUCUCAUUCUCUAAU
This is a messenger RNA of Eriocheir sinensis (Chinese mitten crab), 2600 nucleotides long. Its product is annotated as zinc finger protein 211-like. The record is from RefSeq and is a predicted model, not a curated record. The coding region runs from base 548 to 1378 and encodes 276 amino acids. Gene Ontology annotation, cellular component: nucleus. Gene Ontology annotation, molecular function: RNA polymerase II transcription regulatory region sequence-specific DNA binding; DNA-binding transcription factor activity, RNA polymerase II-specific. Gene Ontology annotation, biological process: regulation of transcription by RNA polymerase II. The transcript has a single exon. Lineage: Eukaryota; Metazoa; Arthropoda; Malacostraca; Decapoda; Varunidae.